AUGAUUCAAAGAGAAUAUAGUCCAAAUCGAUGUGCCGGCUGUCGGCAAGGUAUUGCACCAACAGAAAUGAUUUUUAAAAUUAAGAGUGAUAUACUUUAUCAUAUCAGCUGUCAUCGAUGUAUUCUAUGUGGCAGAAAAAUAUCACAGGGAGAACAAAUUUGCAUAAAUGAAAUAUCAAAAAGUAUUGCAUGCAUUACGCAUGCUAUUUGCAGCAAUGAUUUAUUUAAUAUUUCAACACCAGCUACAACAGUUUGCAUAUUGGAAGCAGAUGAUGGUGGUUUACUUUCUGAAGCCGUUUCAAGGGAAUUGAAUUUAUCAACCAGCCUUUUCACACAUUCACAUGAAACAUAUGGAUAUGAACAAAAUGAUGAAUCAAAUUUUUUGAAGCGUAGAGGACCACGUACCACCAUUAAGCAGUAUCAGUUAGACGUACUAAAUAGAAUGUUCACGUCAACUCCAAAACCAUCAAAGCACGUGAGAGCUAAGCUAGCAUUAGAAACAGGCCUCAGUAUGCGUGUCAUUCAGGUUUGGUUUCAAAAUCGUCGAAGUAAGGAGCGACGAUUGAAGCAUUUAUGCAAUUAUUUGAGACGAUUUGAGCAGCGUGGUUUAAUACCGCCACCGAUUGCACCUGGAAGGAUAAGUUCCACUGAUUCAAUUACUUUGGAGCAAUUACUAUCAUUUCCAUUUGAAGCAGAUGAAGAAGGCGACGAGGAAAUUAAAAAUAUGAAACGUGGUGGUUCUCGUCGGCGCAGAAGAACGGUAACAAUGGAGGAAGAUGUUACAGUUGAAGGCGAUAUUGCUAGUUCAUCUCUAGCUGGCGUUAAAAAUUUAAAGAAAGGUACUGUGCGUCGUAAAAGAAGUGGCAGACCAAUGACCAACGAAAUGGAAAAAUUGAUUUCUGAUUAUGUAAACUACGUCAGAUCAAUGGGAGUUGCUGGUCUACGACGAGAGUUUGAGGAGCUAAAAAUGUAUGUGCCACCAAACAAUGAACAUCACGCAUUUACAGCAAAUCCAUCUAAAAAUCGUUAUCGUGAUGUACCGUGCCUGGAUGUUACACGAGUUGUUUUGACACUGAAUGUUCCACCUGAAACAGAUUAUAUUCAUGCAAAUUGGCUGAAAAUGGAAGGUUGUGCUCAUCAAUACAUUGCUACACAGGGUCCACUCGAAUCAACUGCAAGCGAUUUCUGGCGUAUGGUACAUCAGGAACAAAUUACAACGAUUAUAAUGUUAUGCAAAACAAUUGAGGAUGGCAAGCCAAAAUGUUUUCAAUAUUGGCCUGCAGAAAAUGGUGAAAAUAAAACUUACGGUUGCAUGUUUGUCAUGAAUAAGCGGUCGGAACAUGAGGAUAAAUUUGAGACCUAUCUUCUGGAAGUGUUACCAGAAGGUUGUUCAAAUUCAACUAUCGUGAAACUUAUACAUAUGACAGAUUGGCCUGAUCGUGGUGUACCACAAAGUGGAAUGACCAUAUUAAGGCUAAUUCGAAUGAUGCCUACUAGUUCUACCAGCAUAAUUCAUUGCUCAGCUGGUAUUGGUCGUACAGGUACUGUGGUAGCAAUUGAUACAUUAUUAUCACGUCUCUGGAAAAAUCAACCAUUAAAUGUAUCACAAGUUGUUAAAGAGAUGAGAAAUCAACGUGCGUCAAGCGUACAAAAUGAAGCGCAAUAUGUGUUUAUUUAUACUACUGUACUCGAUUACAUUAAAGCGAAAUUACCAUUGAAAUAUCGUGAAUUCGUUAUUUCAUUUCAUGCAGCAGUAAAGAAGGCAAAUAUGAUCUGA
Molecule: messenger RNA, 1776 nt
Organism: Acanthocheilonema viteae
Lineage: Eukaryota; Metazoa; Nematoda; Chromadorea; Rhabditida; Onchocercidae
Source: the annotation of a GenBank genome assembly